Messenger RNA from Cutaneotrichosporon cavernicola, 474 nucleotides. RefSeq lists its product as uncharacterized. The transcript is spliced from 3 exons. The record is from RefSeq and is a predicted model, not a curated record. NCBI's taxonomy places the organism in Eukaryota, Fungi, Basidiomycota, Tremellomycetes, Trichosporonales, Trichosporonaceae. The coding region runs from base 1 to 474 and encodes 157 amino acids.
AUGGGCUCGGGCUCCAUUACCAUCCGCUCCACAAUGCUUGUCGUAACCGCCUGGCUCCUCCUCUUCCUUGACGUGGUCGACUCGGCCAUUCUCCCCCGUCAGAACGAAACCUGCCCUGCUGGCGAAACUUGGUGCGAGUAUCUGAGCUGGGACCACAUGUGGGACGCGGGAUGCGUUAAUCUUGAAACCCACUACCUCAACUGUGGGAGCUGUGCCAACUCGUGCGAGACGCCUUCCCAGUCCGACACCAUCUGCGUGAACGGAGAGUGCAUCUGCUACAAUUCUGGCCGACCAGACUGCGGUCUCCCGAAUGUCAUCUGCCCUGACCCCAUGACCGAUCGGAAUCACUGCGGAGGUUGCAACUUGAAGUGCGGCGAACAGGAAAUCUGCAAGGACGGCGAAUGCAUAGCUUGCACGCCAACGCUUGCUUCGGGUCCCGUCUAUAUGUCCGGCAUCCCCGUUUGCCCGCAAUGA